AUGGGUGGACUUGGUAAGACCACACUCGCCCAACAUGUGUACAAUGACCCAAAGAUCGACGUUGCAAAAUUUGAUAUCAAAGCCUGGGUAUGUGUUUCAGAUCAUUUUGAUGUUUUGACGGUGACAAAAACAAUUCUUGAGUCAAUCGCUGAUAAAAAAUAUGAUAGUGGGAACUUAAACAUGGUUCACAAAAAUCUGAAAGAAAAAUUGUCAGGGAAGAAAUUUCUUCUUGUUUUGGAUGAUGUUUGGAACGAAAAACGAGAAGAAUGGGAGGUUGUGCAAACUCCUCUUAACGACGGGGCUCCAGGAAGUAGAAUUCUUGUCACAACACGUGCUGAGAAAGUUGCUUCUAACAUGAGAUCUAAAGUGCAUCACCUAAAGCAAUUAGAAAAGGAUGAAUGCUGGAAAGUUUUUAAAAAGCAUGCACUAAAAGAUGAUGAUCUUGAAUUGAAUGAUGAGAAAAAGAAGAUUGGUAGAAGCAUAGUUGAGAAAUGCAAAGGAUUACCUCUCGCUUUGAAAACAAUUGGAUGCCUUCUCUACACAAAAGCAUCCAUUUCAGAUUGGAAAAGCGUAUUGGAAAGUGACAUAUGGAACUUACCAAAAGAACUUGGAAUUAUCCCUGCUCUGCUUUUGAGUUAUCAGCACCUUCCUUCUCACCUUAAGAGGUGUUUUGCUUAUUGUGCAUUAUUUCCCAAAGAUUAUGAAUUUGAUAAGAAGGAGUUAAUUUUAUUAUGGAUGGCUGAAGAUUUUCUCCGUCACUCUCAACAUAUCGAGAAUGUAGAAGAAGUUGGUGAACAAUAUUUCGAUGAUCUAUUAACAAGGUCUUUUUUUCUUCAGUCGAGUAUUAAAAUGCGAUUUGUCAUGCAUGACCUUUUGAAUGAUUUGGCAAAAUAUGUUGGUGGAAACUUUUGUUUCAUGUUCAAAUUUGAUAAAGGAGUCCGUAUACCCAAAACAACCCGUCAUUUUUCAUUUUCAAUUGAUAAUGAAGUAUAUGAUGAUGGUAUGGGGAGUUUAAUUGAUGCUAAAAGACUGCGUUCAUUUAUUCCAAUGACAAAUAAUAUUGACGGUCUUCCUUGUGCAUUGAUUCUGAUUGAUGAAUUGUUCUCCAAGUUCAAGUUUUUGCGCGUCUUAUCAUUGAGUGGAUUUGGUGAUCUUAUUACAGAGGUUCCUGAUUCUGUCGGUGCUCUUAAACAGCUUCGUUCGUUAGACCUUUCAUAUACUAAUAUACAAAAGCUACCUGACUCAAUAUGUUUGCUCUUUAACUUACUAAUAUUGAAGUUGAACUAUUGUUCAGAUCUGGAAGAAUUGCCCUCAAAUAUACAUAAACUCACCAAAUUGCAUUGUCUGGAAUUUGAAAAUACAAAGGUGACAAAGAUGCCGAUGCAUUUUGGAGAAUUGAAGAAUCUUCAUUUACUGGAUGCGUUUCGUGUCCAUAGUGAGUCCAGUAUUAAGCAGUUGGGAGGACUCAAUCUUCAUGGGAGCCUAUCAAUUUAUCAAGUGCAAAAUAUUGUUAAUCCUUUGGAUGCACUAGAGGCAAAUUUGAAAGAUAAACAGCUUGUGGAGUUAGGGUUAAUAUGGAAUUCAAAUCAUGUCCCUAAUGAUGCAAGGGAAGAAAAAGAAGUGCUUGAGAAUCUCCAACCUUCCAUUCACUUGGAGCAUUUGUCAAUCUGGAGCUAUCACGGUAUAGAAUUUCCAAGUUGGUUAUUUGAUAAUUCAUUAUCUAAUUUGGUGUUCUUAAGUCUGAAUAACUGUAAAAAUUGUCUAUGUUUGCCUUCCCUUGGAGAAUUGUCAUCUCUGAAGAACCUCGAGAUUGAAGGGCUUGAUGGAAUAGUGAGCAUUGGUGUUAGUGAUGGAUUUUAUGGGAGCAACUCUUCUUCCUUUGCGUCCAUGGAAAGACUAAGCUUCAGGAACAUGAAGGAAUGGGAAGAAUGGGAAUGUCCACAAGUGGAGAUGUUUGAAGAAGGAAGUUUGCCAUCAAAUUUAAAAGAGGUGUCUCUUUCAAGUUUCAGACUUAUAACCUCCCUGAGAGAGGCUUUGGGUGCCGAGCCUUGUCUUGAAAGGUUGUAUGUUGAAAAUGUGGAUACGGAGUAUUUUCCCGAUGAAGGUUUGUUGCCACCCUCUCUUACCUUUCUAAGAAUCUUUAAUUGCCCAAAUCUCAAAAAGUUGGACUACAAGGGUCUCUCUCACCUCUCCUCUCUCACAAUUAUUCGAUGCUUCAACCUUCAAUGCUUACCAGAAGAGGGUUUGCCCAAAUCCAUCUCUUUUCUUGAAAUCCGGUCGUGUCCAUUAAUCAGUGAGCGUUAUCAGAAUCCACAAGACCAAGACUGGAAAAAGAUUGCUCACAUUAAAGAACCGAUUAUUGUAUAA
This is a messenger RNA of Vigna unguiculata (cowpea), 2367 nucleotides long. The record is from RefSeq and is a predicted model, not a curated record. Lineage: Eukaryota; Viridiplantae; Streptophyta; Magnoliopsida; Fabales; Fabaceae.